Messenger RNA from Centruroides sculpturatus (bark scorpion), 917 nucleotides. Its product is annotated as dynein heavy chain 5, axonemal-like. Bases 558 to 854 code for a protein of 98 amino acids. NCBI's taxonomy places the organism in Eukaryota, Metazoa, Arthropoda, Arachnida, Scorpiones, Buthidae. The record is from RefSeq and is a predicted model, not a curated record. The transcript is spliced from 2 exons.
UAUGGUGUGUUACAAGAUUCUUAUUAAAUUCAGUGUGUCACUAAUCCAAAAAGGUUAGGAAACACUGUUCUAUUUUUGUACAUUUUUGUGCAAUCCACAUUCUCUAUAAAUUUAUCAUUCCUUAACUUUGGCAUCAAAUUUGAUGCCAAAGGUAAUUAAUCAACAUACACUUUUGUUUUUGUUUUUUAUAAUCUCUUUGUCUGUCUGUCUGUCUGUCUCUCUCUUUCUUGUUUAUUUAUUAAAUUAGAACAAAGUGUUUUUACUCAUUUUCAUUAAGUACUUGAUGGUCAUAUGGCAAGAGAUAUAUUGAUAGAAGAGCAGAAAAGACAAGUAAGUGUAAGAAUAAAAAACUAAAAUGUAACAAUACAAAAGUAUUUGUAUAUUUUAACAGUAUAUCCAUAUGCAAGCUACAGCAGAUUUUGUUUAAAAAAAUCUAUUUUUUUAAAUUUAUUAAUGAGUAUUUAACUGUUGUCACAAUUUGUAAAUAAUUUUCAUUAUGAGAUAUUGUGUAAGAACUUUUAUUUAUAAAAUUUUCUUAUCUAUUAAAGAGAGGACCAAUGGUGGAAGGAAUACCUCCAAAGGAAGCACGGGAUAGAGUUUUACUGUUUAAGAGUGAAUUUGAUGAUCUCUGGAAUAAAUUUGAGACAUACAGUGGAGGAGAAGAAUUAUUUGGCUUACCAAUAACAAAAUAUCCAGAAUUACAUAGAAUUAAAAAAGAAUUAUCUCUUCUUCAACUGUUAUAUGGUCUUUAUACUGAAGUUAUGGAAGGUAUUGAUGGUUAUAGCAAUAUUUUAUGGAGUGAAUUUGAUAUUGAUAAAAUUAAUGAACAAUUGCAAGAUUUCCAAUUGAGGUAAAUCAAAAAUUUUAAUAUUUUGAAUUUUUGAAUGAUAUGUAAAUUGAAGAUAACAGAGUGCCAU